Molecule: messenger RNA, 856 nt
Organism: Nicotiana tabacum (common tobacco)
Lineage: Eukaryota; Viridiplantae; Streptophyta; Magnoliopsida; Solanales; Solanaceae
Source: RefSeq, a predicted model, not a curated record
GCAAUCCGCAGCGUCUCCAUUCGAAUGUAAACGGCUAGCUGUAUUCUUCAUACUAUUAUCAUUAUAUUAUUCUUUUUCCAUUUAUCAAAUUAGCCUGAUCAGAUUCAAAGGAGAGCGAACGAAAUGCAGAGCAGUCAAGUCAAGUAUAUUUUCUCAGACCCUUCAUUCCUCUCAAAUCCAAUUCAAAAGACCAUUGAUUUUCCGAACUAUUCGUAUCCAUUUCCCAAACAUGCCGUGCUUUCCCAUUUCCAUUUCAAUUUGCAGAAACCAAUUGCGUCAGCGAGGAAAAAGAGAAGGCACUCCGGAUUCGUCAGAUCAACCAAAAUCAUGCUAGAAUCAGCCUAUUUCAUUGCGUCAAAGCUCAAUAUCUUGCCAGAGCCAUUCGAUUCAAUUAUACGAGAAUUUGGAGGUGGAAAUGGAGGUGGUUUUAGGUUUUGGAGAGGUCAUGGAUUUGAUGGGUGGAGAAGAAGAAAGAAGAUAAAUUGGGGAUUUUGGGUCUUAUUAGUAAUCAUUGGUGUGGGAUUGUGGUUGAUUUUGGCCAAGGAAUUGGAAAUUGAUGUGUUUUUGGGGAUUUUGGGUUUAACCCUUUUUGGGUUUUCAGUUAAUGUGUGGAAAAGAGGGGUUUCGGAUUGGGCAUUAGGGUUCUGUUGUUGUGCGGCAUUGUUAGGUUUUUUGUUGAGAGAAGAUUUGCUGAAACGGGUCGGGUUUUUUGGUACUGUGAAGAUUGCCAGAAGAAGGAAAAGGUGACUGUUUUAACCAAAAUUUUUCAUAAAAAUGGAGCUGUAUUCUCUGUACGAAUUAUAUUUCUUUAUCGUUUUUUUUUUGUUGCUCUUAUAUAGAUAUAGAUUUCGUAUGA